AUGAAUGUCCGCACUGAGUUGUACAAUCUCGAUUCGGAUGGCUCCAAAAAUUACCUCUCGGAUGGACAAUCGAGGCUAAUUCCCCUCUUCUUCGAGUGCUCUUUGGCUUUCUUCUUCCUCCUUGUUCUCUGGGCCUAUUACUGCUAUUGCAACAAAAGAUCCAUGAAUAGGGUUCAUCUCUUGAUCACCGGAUUAAUUACCAUGAAAACGCUCAGUCUCAUCCGUGCCGCGCUGGAUAAGUACUUUGUUAAACUUACUGGGAUACCUCACGGUUGGGAAAUUAUGUUCGAAGUUGCUCAAGGCCUGACAUCACUUAUCGUCACAGCAUGUGGUUCAUCCAUAAUUGGAUUCUCGUUUUUUCUCAAUCCAUUCUUGCGAGAGAAGAAGACCAAGUUAUUCAAUGUUGCCAUUGCCCUCCAGGAUCUCCCCAAUGUGGCUUUCCCUUUUGCGAGGACCAUGGGAGACACUUGGCUUGAGGUAGCGAUGGUACUGGGUUUGCUGCACGUAAUCUGCGCGUGCACCAUCCUUGUUAUCACAGGGAGACCUCAUUGGUUGCUGCAGAAGGCUGCGAAGACCGACUAG
Molecule: messenger RNA, 582 nt
Organism: Eucalyptus grandis
Lineage: Eukaryota; Viridiplantae; Streptophyta; Magnoliopsida; Myrtales; Myrtaceae
Product: protein CANDIDATE G-PROTEIN COUPLED RECEPTOR 7-like
Exons: 1
Coding region: 1-582 (193 amino acids)
Biological process (GO): transport
Cellular component (GO): membrane; Golgi apparatus
Source: RefSeq, a predicted model, not a curated record